GCUCUAUUAGAAGAACUUACAAUUUAUAUUUGAUUUUAUAGCUCAAUAAAACUAACUAGAAAAUCUCACAAUGCCUCAUAAAAUACUAUUUUUAUUUAUCGCUAAAGUCAAACAAAAGCAUAUCAGUUAAGAGACUAGAUAACAAUCAAACUGAGGAAAACAAUACAUAAUCAUGACAUUUGGUGAUAAACUUAUCUUUAAAUUAUGUCACUAGGAAAUCAAGUAUUUUUAUUUUCGCACGCACCAUCAUAGGUAUCAGUCGUGAUGGCUACCAAAGUAGCCAUAGUCACCGGAUCCAAUAAAGGGAUAGGAUUCGGAAUUGUGAGAGGACUGUGCAAAAGGUUCCAAGGAAAUGUGUAUCUCACAUCCAGAAACGAACAAAGAGGGAAAGCAGCUGUCAGAAAACUUAAGGAAGAAGGUCUCCGUCCAAACUAUCAUAAGUUAGAUGUCACUAAAAAAGAGAGCUUGGAAUUAUUUCGUGAUUACCUUCAAAAGAAAUAUGGCGGGAUAGAUGUUUUAAUAAAUAACGCAGCGAUAGCCUUUAGAAAAGAUUCUGCUAUGCCAGCUAUAGUCCAAGCGGAACGAACCUUAUUUGUGAAUUAUUUCUCUCUAUUAUCAACUUGUGAAAUGUUAUUUCCCAUAUUAAAAAAUGGGGCAAGAGUUAUCAAUGUUUCUAGUAAUUUGGGACAUUUGUCGCAAAUACCUAGUUCGACAAUACGGAAUAAAUUAAAGGAUCCUAAUUUGACGGUAGAAGAGUUGAGUGAAUUGAUGACACAGUAUGUAGAUGCGACGCGUCAGGGGGCACAGCUUUUGAAGUGGGGGAAAUCUUCAUAUGCGGUGUCUAAGGUUGGCGUGGUGGCGUUGUCAAGGAUACAGCAGAGGAUGCUGAACGAUAGAGAUAUAAAAGUGAACGCCGUGCACCCCGGCUUCGUAGCGACAGACAUGACGGCUCACGCGGGCCCGCUGACCAUCGAUGAGGGAUCACAACCAGCUCUGUAUCUAGCCCUGGACGCGCCGGACUCACUGCGGGGAGAAUACGUGUGGAGCGAUAAGACCGUCGUGGACUGGGAAGCGAGUGAAAUGCCGAAACAUGUCAAACUGAGUACAGCUUGAAAGUAAAUUGUUAGAUACUCAAAAAGUUUGAUUUCAUUCUCGUUAUCCCGAACUUUGCUUACAGUAUGUUGUUGUCAUGUUGACUUUUUGUUAUCUACUCGUUUUUGCCAACUAAUUGUUUUUUUUUUUGGAACUAUGUUUAAAUGAACAUAUUUACAUAAUUA
This is a messenger RNA of Leguminivora glycinivorella, 1277 nucleotides long. RefSeq names its product carbonyl reductase [NADPH] 3-like. The coding region runs from base 265 to 1113 and encodes 282 amino acids. The transcript has 2 exons. NCBI's taxonomy places the organism in Eukaryota, Metazoa, Arthropoda, Insecta, Lepidoptera, Tortricidae. The record is from RefSeq and is a predicted model, not a curated record. Gene Ontology annotation, molecular function: carbonyl reductase (NADPH) activity.